Alligator sinensis (Chinese alligator) is the source of this 2029-nucleotide messenger RNA. It is a transcript of the gene NRSN1, whose product is annotated as neurensin 1. Lineage: Eukaryota; Metazoa; Chordata; Crocodylia; Alligatoridae. Bases 214 to 840 code for a protein of 208 amino acids. Gene Ontology annotation, cellular component: transport vesicle; neuronal cell body; neuron projection. The transcript is spliced from 4 exons. Gene Ontology annotation, biological process: nervous system development. The record is from RefSeq and is a predicted model, not a curated record.
CUGCAAGCCAAUAGAGAACCAAACACCAAUAAUUUCUUGAAAGAAGCAGUGUCACCCUGCAAAUAGGUGGAUGGAGAUUCAGGAGAGUAGCUGCCUGUUUCCUGUACUAACCAACCAGAUUCCAAAGGACUUCAAGACUGCUGUCAUGACCACUGCCAAGAACUUGUCUGCCAUCUAAUCACCACGCUUUAUAUUUUCGCAUUGUUUAAAUGAAUGCUGCAGUAUUUGCCCAUCUCCUUUAAGGAAAGAAGGAUGAGCUCGUAUGCAGACAUCUGUGGGUCCAAGCAAGCACAAGGUAGUGCAGAGGGAGGUUACCAUCGCUAUGGAGUUCGAUCCUACCUGCACCAGUUCUAUGAGGAUUGCACAGCUUCCAUUUGGGAGUAUGAGGAUGAUUUUCAGAUCCAGAGAUCGCCCAGCAGGUGGAGCUCUGCAUUCUGGAAGGUCGGACUCAUCUCCGGGACAGUUUUUAUGCUGAUAGGGCUAACAGUUCUGAUGGUGGGUUUUCUUGUGCCACCAAAAAUUGAAGCUCUUGGGGCAGAAGAUUUUGUUGUUGUUGAUACCCAUGCUAUUCAAUUUAAUGGCUCUCUUGACAUAUGUAAGCUGGCAGGAGCAAUUUUAUUUUGUAUUGGAGGGACCACGAUGGCAGCAUGUCUGCUGAUGUCUGCAUUUGCAAAGAAUUACUCCAAGGAAGAAAAGUACCUUCAGCAAAGGUUUAAAGAGAGAAUAGCAGAUAUAAAAGCCCAUGCACACCCAGUCACAAAAGCACCAAUGCCAGGAGACUCAAAGAUACCUGUCACUUUGUCCAAAGUUCAAAAUAUCCAACCUUUAUCUGAAACCUGACAUUUUCCUUUUUAAUUUAUACAUCACUUAAUUUGAAAAGGUCAGCUUGUGUGAGCAUCUGAUUUUUGUGUUUACAACACAGCAGAAAGUGCUCUGCUCUGUAAGAAAGAUGCUGAUUGGAAACUUUAUCCAACAGAAAUUUAGAUUUGGCAAAAGAAUGAAGUUAGGUGAUUAAUGCUUUGAGCAGUGGAUUUAAGUGUUCAAAUAUGAAUUCUGUAUUUUAAAAGUGUUUGCCUAUGUUGAACAGGUAACCAUACAGAAAAACACAAUCAAGCAGAUUUAAUUUAUCAGAUUGUGUGGUUCGAGAACACUGAGCACAUUUAGACCAAUUGUACCUUGGAAACCCUAAAAUAUGCUUUGUUUUAAAGUUUUUGGGAUUUCUUUUCUGGUCAUUUUUAAUAUUAUAAUGCUGUCUGGCUUCUUGUUCCUUAACUCUCCAGUCCUGCUGCACAGGGAGUCUAAUCCUCUUCUGGAUUUGGACUGGUAGUCUUGUCCUUGUCCGUGGUCCUUAUAAAAACAGUAGUGCAAAUAGGUAUAUACACAGGACACUAGACUGCCUAUGUUUUGACUUUUGUCUUAAUUCGUAACACCAUAUCCAUAAGGGAAACUGACAUUUUUAGACCUAAAUGUACUGCCAACCCACACAAACCUGCCAUUACACCACCUUUUUCCAUCAGCAAACUUUAUCAUAAAAUGCAUUAGGAAGGUGCAAAAUAAUUUUCAUCUAAGAAGAAUGCCCCUUAUCCUCAGCUGCUGCUAAGUGUCAUGUCCCUUACAAGUCUUUGUCACACUUUUUUUUUUAAACUCAGAAAGACACACACACAUAUUUGGGCCUUAUGAGGAAAGAAGUCAUCAACUGUGGUUUACAGUGAAAUUGUUAGUUCAUAAUGUUCUGUCUCACCUGAAACCCAUUCAUUGACCUUUAAUAUAUCCAUUAAAAAAUAUUUUAAAAUGUUAUUGUUAUAUUUUUAUAGACAAUAGAGAAAUCUAUCCGUACUCAGAAUAUCUUUAUGUAGACACUUAGCCAACUACUUUUUUUCCCCUCCCCCUUCAAAUGAGGCAAUUGUAUCACUGGCUUAAACCAUAAAUUAAAAUGUACAAAGAUGUGAACUUUGUAUUCUCUGACAACAUGUGCCACCUUAUAGUUCUGUCUAUUUUUGAAUGGAUUAAAUAAUAAAAAAAAAAAAAA